AUGGAUUCAGUGGCGAUAUGGCUGGAAGCAGAUGAAGACCAAGUGGCGGAACGAGUGCAAUUGAGAGCGCUUAGGGAUAAGGCCAACAUAUUCACUCUCAAUGAUAAAUGUUUUACGCAAAAUUUACGCCUAAACAAGCAAGCGUUUCGGUACGUGCUAAAUGCCAUUACGCCGGAGUUAAGCACUCCUCGAAAAUCGACAGCAAUUCCCCCAAUUAUUAAGCUGGCCGCCGCACUGAAAUCAUUGGGGCAAGGAGGAUACCAACACCAAAUUGGUCAAGACCAACACGUAGGCCUUUCUCAGCAAUCAAUGUCACGCUGCCUCAUUGAAGUGUGUAAAGCAGUUGAGAAAAGGCUAUGUCAACGACACAUUAAUUUUGCAAGUACGGACGCAGAGGAAACAGAGGCGAAAUUAUAUUUCUAUGAAAAUUGUGGAAUUCCGGGCGUGUUGUUUGCAAUAGAUGGCACACAUGUACAAAUGACAAGACCAACAAGGAAUGAGCAUUUGUACUAUAACAGAAAACUGAAGCACAGUAUGAAUGCAAUGGUUGUAAGUAUUGCAUUAUCAUAA
Rhagoletis pomonella (apple maggot) is the source of this 570-nucleotide messenger RNA. RefSeq names its product putative nuclease HARBI1. The transcript has 2 exons. Bases 1 to 570 code for a protein of 189 amino acids. Lineage: Eukaryota; Metazoa; Arthropoda; Insecta; Diptera; Tephritidae. The record is from RefSeq and is a predicted model, not a curated record.